CUUGGGACAGUUUUUGAUAGCGCUUUAACACGAUUGGCGGCCGCUCUUUUGACGUCACAGCACGACACACACGGAAGACUCGGGAAUUUGCUGUAUUAAUCAAAAUAAUUAAAACAUGCUCAUCCAAAUGAAAGUAAUAUAGAAAAGAAAGGAAAUAAAAUAGAAAAUGCUCACAAAUAUGAGAAAUGAACUUAUAAACAGUUAGAGUCGAGGAUGCACCGCUGGGGUCGCUAUCGUUGCAAGAUCAUGUAUUGGUAAUUCUGCGAAGAAGACGAACGCGGAAGCUUUGGUUCAGUGACAUUUAUUUUUGCUAUCUGAUCAGAAAUGUGUGCUGGUUGUGUGCAGAAAGAAUAUCCCGACAGGGGUAAUACAUGUCUGGAAAAUGGUUCAUAUCUUAUGAAUUUUCUUGGCUGUGCCAACUGUCACCAGAGAGAUUUUGUGCUGAUCAGUGAUAAGACUAUGGUGAAUGAAGACGAGGAGGAGAUCGUUACCUACCUGCAUAUGUGCAAGAACUGUGACCAUGUUAUAGCCAGACAUGAAUACACCUUCACUGUGGUGGAUGACUAUCAGGAAUACACAAUGUUGUGUAUGUUGUGUGGAAAAGCAGAGGAUUCCAUCAGCGUGCUGCCGGACGAUCCCAGGCAAACAGCACCUCUGUUCUAGAGUGUUUGCUCUGAAGCUAAAACAGGGAAUUGCCUUCAUAGUAAUGAGCAUGUGAUGCAUGUUUUGAGGGACAUAUGCUGAGCUUGAGAGGUCAUUCACAAAUAUUAAACUUAAUUAGAAUCCACUGUUUCUUAAGUAUGUGUUCAUCCCACGAUCAUCCAUUGUCAUGAUCUUUCUCUCUUUAACCUGAUUGGUGGAAACUGCCAGAUUAGGUCUGAGUGGGUUAGCAGAUUGUUACAAAACAGAUUAACAUCCCCAUCUCAUCACUAUGUGGCACAAGAGAAAAUAGAUACACAAAAAAAAUAUUUGAAUUUGUCAGAUAACAUAUGCUUAAAAAUAUGUGACUGAGAAUAAACGUAUCAGAUUUUCCUGCUUUUAAUGAAAUGUACAUGAAAGUACUUUGUACAGUAUUGUGUCCUGCUGUAUUUCUAGUUUUAAUGCAACAAUAAAAUAAUUUUGUAUGAUUUGUCUAAAAAAA
Triplophysa rosa is the source of this 1141-nucleotide messenger RNA. It is a transcript of the gene churc1, whose product is annotated as churchill domain containing 1. The transcript is spliced from 4 exons. Gene Ontology annotation, molecular function: zinc ion binding. The record is from RefSeq and is a predicted model, not a curated record. Lineage: Eukaryota; Metazoa; Chordata; Actinopteri; Cypriniformes; Nemacheilidae. Gene Ontology annotation, biological process: fibroblast growth factor receptor signaling pathway; positive regulation of DNA-templated transcription; multicellular organism development. The coding region runs from base 325 to 663 and encodes 112 amino acids.